Messenger RNA from Canariomyces notabilis, 5006 nucleotides. RefSeq names its product P-loop containing nucleoside triphosphate hydrolase protein. The record is from RefSeq and is a predicted model, not a curated record. Gene Ontology annotation, molecular function: helicase activity; mRNA binding. The transcript is spliced from 5 exons. Gene Ontology annotation, biological process: mRNA splicing, via spliceosome. Bases 139 to 4641 code for a protein of 1500 amino acids. Gene Ontology annotation, cellular component: catalytic step 2 spliceosome. Lineage: Eukaryota; Fungi; Ascomycota; Sordariomycetes; Sordariales; Chaetomiaceae.
UCAUGCGCCAGCAUCAACAAUAAAUCACCCUCUUAAUUUAUCCAUUGCGGGAGUGCGAUACGACAAGACGACCGAGCCCUAUCAAGGUACGCAGCAGCGCAGCAACGCCGCACGCGUCCUGUGCCCAUAGAACUCGAGAUGCCUCCCGCCAAAAGAGUCAAGAGCAGCGCAGCUUCACGGUCCAAGGCUGCGAGUUCAGGUCGACCAACCGCUGACGACCUCGAGGGAGAGAACGAGUUUGCGACGCUUGCGCGGCAGCAUUGGUUGAAGACGCCGCGGCGGACAGCCAAGGUCAAGGUCAAGAACGAUGUGCUCAAGCGCGAAAUAUGGGAUGCCCUGGAGAAGGAGAAUUUCCCCCUCAAGUCAAUCCUGGUACUUGAGGGACUGCAAAUACUCGAGAGCUACUUGUGGCCGGGUUACGGGGAGAAUUCGUCCAACUACCAUGUCCUUCUGAUCGUCCUGAUAGUCAAUGCCAAGCGGAGGGAACGGCUAGACACUUGGGACAUCUUCGCCGACUGGCCCGCCGAGUUCUCAGAUCUGUUCCGCCGUGCUCUGUCCAUGACACUCGACGGCUCGCUGUCGUGCGCCAUCAGGACUCAUGUCCUUCAAUUCAUCAUUCACGCCUUCCAGAGUCUAGACUGUGCCAUCGUCCGCAAGGAGUGCGCUCCCCUCGUUUCCAUUUCCAUCUGGCACAACCUGUCAACAAGCGAGAAGCGCGACGCGAUUCUAGAUUCAAAUCAUCAUCUAAGGAAGGCCUGGAGGGCAUCUGCCAAGCGAUACGAUGCGGCUGACGACGCCGCGAAGGCACGGCUGCGCUUUGAGAGGUCCUGGCUAUAUAGUUCUAUUAUGGACUUCCUGGCCCUCUUAUAUUCCAGCAAUGCUAAGCAAGAACAUGUGCUCUACUGCGAACGCUUUGUCGAGUUUUUGAUUGAUCUCCAGAGCCAGCUACCCACUAGACGAUACGUCAACACGCUACUUCAGGACUUACAUCUCCUUCCCGCGCUGACACUGUCCCCAAUGUUUAAUGACGAGGCGAAUGGACUCCUGCGGGAUAUGACCGAUCUCCUUUCCCACUAUACUCACUUUACCGUUGACGACCAGACAGGCGCGCAGCUCAGCCGGACUGAAGCAUAUGACCGCCAUUGCGCCGCCCUGGCCAAGCUCCAGCGGACCGCCUUGAAGCAUUUCAAGGACAAACUGACAGUCUUGGCACUUUCGAACUACGGCUCAAUCGAUCAAAGGACUGAACUCGAAGGCCUGCUUCAAGCAUUGACCGAUGAGGAGCUCGAGCACCUCUCUGCGCUACUCGGCCUUCGGACAGCCUACCCGGAGUCUGCCAAGGUACCGGUUGACCGCAGGUUCUUUAUGGAGGUCCUCUUGUCCACCUUUGAACGGCGGAAGACGUUCCAGGACGCUGUGCGCGACUUGAGCAUUCUCCCUACCGAGGAAACGCUCUUUGAGGUGGGACUUAGGAGGGCUGACCAUUACGACGGCUCUCGCCCCUUGGCCCUUCCCAAGCUUAACCUACAGUACCUGUCCGUCGGCGACUUUCUUUGGCGGUCUAUGGUUCUGUACCGCUGCGAGUCCUUUUAUGCUAUUCGCCAAGAUAUCGAGGAUGUAUUGGCUAGGCUAAAACCUGAGAGCCGGCGGGUAGGCCAAACGACCUUUUCGGGCUUUUCAAGGAUGGCUUUGCCGAUCGCGAAACCGACCAUACUCGAAGUUGUCCCCCCGCUAGUGGGGGACGACAAGCCGUCCACUGUGCGGGCCGAGGUGACGAUUGACUUGGGGAGGUUAUCGCCCCACGUCCGCAGAGAGUGGGAGUCUCUUCGCCCCGACGACGUGCUUUUUCUCCUCUCUGUGGAUGCGUCCAAAUCGAAACAAACCGUCAAUGGCGGCGGUUCGCCUUCAGAGGCCGAAAAGCUGGGCUUAGUCACGGUCCGCGCUGCAGAGGUCAUCCAGGUUCUCGACGACAAGGGGCGGGCGAUCCGGGACGCUCAAGCUUAUUUCGAGGGGCACGCCCGCAGUGAUUCCAGGAAAAUCCAGCUCCGGCUGGACGCAGAAGCUUACAAAGAGGAUACCCAAAACAAGCGCAAUGUGUACGACGGUAUCAACCUUCUGCUUCGGAGAAGCGGCCGGGAGAACAAUUUCAAGCCGGUGCUGGAAUCGAUCCGAGACCUUGCUCUCUCCGACGUCCCUCUUGCGUCCUGGAUGCACGAGGUAUUCCUGGGAUACGGCGAUCCUGCCGGUGCCACGUACAAACAUUUGUCCAACCGGCUGAAGAAGAUAAACUUUCGUGAUACUUUCCUGGACUGGCAGCAUCUUAUUGAGAGCCUACCGGGCAAAAUUAUCGAGCCUAGCGACGACGCGUCUGGGAGCUUCGGCCCCCCCUAUGUGCUCGAGACCGUUGAUAAACCGGCCGAGGAUGCUGUCUCCAAGCCAUCCAAGAAAAGAAGGAGGGAUGCCGAGCCGGCUCUUAUCGCGGAAAUUGAGACGGUGAAGGUCUCCACGUACAAGCCGCCAAACAACGGGCCUUACCCGGUCGAUGCGCCAAAACUGAACACAGUUCGCUUCACGCCGACACAGAUUGAAGCCAUCGUCUCUGGCACACAACCUGGACUGACAGUCAUAGUCGGGCCGCCCGGAACGGGCAAGACGGAUGUCGCCACUCAGGUCAUCAAUAACAUAUACCACAACUUUCCGGAGCAGAAGACGUUGCUUAUUGCCCACAGCAAUCAGGCUCUGAACCAGCUCUUCGCAAAGAUUGUGGCACUAGAUAUCGAUGAGCGCCAUCUUCUCCGGUUGGGCCAUGGCGAAGAGGAGUUGGAGACUGAGGGGAGCUUCAGCAAGCACGGCAGAGUCGAGUCGUUUCUAGAGAAUCGGCAGCGCUUUUUAUACGAAGUAAACCGUCUCGCUGCUAGCAUGGGUGCGCCGGGCGCUCACGGCAACUCCGCUGAGACGGCUGGUUAUUUCAACUCGGUCUACGUGGAGCCCGCAUGGGCAAAGUUCAGUGAUGUCGUCAAGGCAGAAGAUGUCUCAGUUGAAGAAAUCGUCAGGGCAUUCCCUUUCCACACCUACUUCGCAGAUGCUCCCCAACCCCUUUUUCCUCCCGAUGCGGACCGUGAGACUGUCCUGGAGAUUGCCAACGGCUGCUAUCGGCACAUCUCGAAGAUCUUCUCUGAGCUGGCCGACGUCCUACCGUUCGAGAUUCUGCGCCGCGACAGGGACAAGGCCAACUAUCUGCUUACAAACGAAGCUCGGAUCAUCGCCAUGACGUCGACACACGCAGCGAUGAAGAGGGGAGAGAUAGCCUCAUUGGGCUUCCACUACGACAACGUCGUCAUGGAAGAGGCCGCGCAGAUUACCGAGAUUGAGAACUUCAUUCCGCUUGCCAUGCAGAAACCCAAGGACGGGCAGAUGCCCCUACAACGGAUCGUCCUUUGUGGCGACCACUACCAAAACUCGCCUGUCAUCCAAGGGCUGGCGUUCCGACACUAUGCCAACCUGGAACAGUCGCUCUUUUCUCGGCUUGUCCGCUUAGGCGUCCCAACCAUCAAUCUCGACCAACAAGGCCGCGCCCGGCCUUCCAUCUCGAAUCUGUACCGGUGGCGGUACCCCAAGCUCGGGGAUUUGCCGCACACGCAGACCCACGAGGAGUUCCUGACGGCGAACGCCGGCUUCAGGUACGACUACCAGUUCAUCAACGUGCCGGACUACAGGGGCAAGGGCGAGACGGAGCCGACGCCGCACUUUAUCCAGAACCUCGGCGAAGCCGAGUACGCCGUGGCCAUCUACCAGUACAUGCGGCUCUUGGGUUACCCGGCCGAGAAAAUCAGCAUCCUGGCGACGUAUGCCGGCCAGAGAGCGCUCAUCAAGGACGUCCUGGCGCACCGUUGCGCGAAGAACCCCGUCUUUGGCCUUCCGCGCAUCGUCACCACCGUCGACAAGUAUCAGGGCGAGCAAAACGACUACAUCAUCCUCUCCCUGACGCGCACGUCCCGCGUGGGCUAUCUCCGCGAUAUUCGGCGGCUUACUGUAGCGCUGUCGCGCGCGCGGCUGGGACUGUACGUCCUCGGCAGGCGCAGCGUCUUUGAAGCGUGCUACGAGCUGCGCGAGGCGUUUGAGCUGCUGCUCAAGAGGCCAGACAAGCUUGUCCUGGUCACGGGCGAGCUCUGGCCGUCGCGGCGUCGGGUUUCGCAACAACAACAACAACAGGUGAAGAAGGCUGAUCAAGGUCAAGAAGAAGCAAAUGAUGAGGGUGAUGAUGCUCCUGAUGAUGGACAUAAAAAUGAUGAUGGUGAUGAUGAUGAUGAUGGGGUUGGUGGUGAUAGUGGCCUUCAGGUUGUUGUCAUGGAAGGGGUUGAGCACCUGGGCCAGUACGUCUUUGAGAUGACGCGUACCAGAAUUGCGCAGCUCAGGGCUGAAAGGGGAUUGUCUGGGCCCGAGGCGGAGAUGGUGCCUGUUCUGGACAGGGUUGUUGAAAAUGGAGAAGAAGGGGGGGAAGGUGAAGGGGAUGCUGAGGGGGAUGCUGAGGGGGAGCAGGAUGACGGGGAGGAGGAGGGCAUGGCUGCGGCGGAGGAAGAGGAAGAGGGUGGUGGUGAGAGGGUUAGACCGGAGGGGUUUGAGGCCGAGGAGGAGGAAUAGUGGAGGUGCGAGACGUACGAGUUGUCCUAUACUAUGAGUGGUAUGUUGACGAACUAACCGAGUGAGAGGUUAUUAUUCGGGCGUCGCAGGGAAUCCCGUUCCAGGCAUGGACUGGAUUCGUUGGGUCCCUUGGGUGGGUUGGUAGUGGAUGACCGACUGCCGGGCUUGAGCUGGAUGUUGACGCUACUUGACUUGCCUAUCUAAAAUUUCAGUUGCCAUGGUUGUGAAGAGUGUGUCAAUAUGUACAGGGAAAAAGGGCGUGGUGAGGUUCAGGUAGUUGGCAUUCCCCCUGAUUCUAAGAUCCCACAGUCUGCCGUUGUAGGAGGUGCGGGUAGGGCAGCGUGUGCCCACCAUCGCAAUGUGCC